AUGAUCGGCAAACAUGCCUUCCUUCACUGCGUCUGUUGCGGCAAGUGGGCGUGGAAACGGAGGCUCAUAAAGCAGCAGGGCGCGUGCGCUGUCUGUGGCACGGUGCUGCAUGGCUGGACCACGUCGGAGAAUGGCACGUGGCAUCAACGGUGGGCCGUCGACUCCGUCAGCUGGCCCAAGCUCGGGCCGAAGGGCUGUGGCGCAGGAGGCUGCGGCAAGGCGUCUCCCCCCCCAGCGGUCGACGCCGUCAUGGUCAAUGCGUCGGCCCCUGCGGGCCUGGAGUCGGACCCUGAGGCGGCGCACUUGGCCAUCCCCUUCAAGUCGUUGGCGGCCUCGAAGCGCACCGCUCCGCCUCCCAAGCCUGCGCACGCGGUGCUCAAGGAGGCCACCACUGAGUGCUCCCGCAAGCAGGAGGCCUUGCACAGUGCGGCGCGGUCGGCCGAGAGGGCCACGUUGCAGUUGGAGCGUGCGCGUUGGGCUUUCACCAAGGCCAGUGACGAGAUGGUGGAGACCGAGUGCCAGCGGUUGCAGGCACUGAAGGCAGCCGGCACGUGCGUCAAUGACAAAGAUGCGGCCUGCUUCCUCAAGGUGGACCGCGAGUUGUUCGAGUCCUUGGACGAGCUCGAGCCCGCCGACAAGCGGGCGCUGGAGACCGUCCAGAAGCAGCUGGAAGGGGUUGCGAGGCAGGCGAACGAGAAACAAAAGGAGUUCCAGGUCUUGCUGGGGCAGGCGAGGCCUGCGCGCAAGGAGGCCGCCACCAAGCGCCGCCGCCGCGACGAAGGCGGCGCGGCCGUGCGCGGCGACGGCGACCCUGCCUCACUGGCUUCAGGCGCUGCCGUGGCGAGCCCAGGCGGCUCUGCCUCGAGGGCGGCGGCUGGGGAGAGCGACCGCAUGCAGUGGCAGCUGGCAGGAGGCGUGGUCAAAAGUGCCGCGGAGGAUUCCUCGCUGGACGUCUUCUUCGGCAAGAUCACAGAGCGGGGGCCGCAGGCAGCGCGAUGCCUGGUCCAGCAGCAGGAACGCCGCGUCGCG
Prorocentrum cordatum is the source of this 1029-nucleotide messenger RNA. The record is from the annotation of a GenBank genome assembly. Lineage: Eukaryota; Dinophyceae; Prorocentrales; Prorocentraceae.